UGAGGAGAGGGCGGCGGGCAUAUUCUGGCCAAUCGCUUGGGCACAAUUCCGAGAGGAAGGCACGAGCUAUGGCGGCGACUUAACAGCUUUGCUCCAGGGAUAGUGAUCUGAUCUGGGCUGGGAAUAGGAGGCAAGAGAUUAUGUAGGAUUCGACGCUGACGCUACGCAUCGAGGAUGUUCUCCUGCUUCAACCCAAAGUAUAAGAGACAACAGAAGGCGGCGUCAUUCAAGAUCAUCACUUUGAACGUGGAGGAGGCUAGUCAUCUUGGAAGCAACGAGGCAGUGUCAUUCAGUGCUCGUGACAUAAACCAAGCGACCGGGAACUACUCUCCGUCUCGGAAGAUCGGGCAAGGGGGAUUUGGAACUGUCUACUAUGGAAAGCUUCGUGACGGUACUCCAGUUGCUGUCAAAAGAGCAAAGAAGAAUGCUUUCGAGGCACGGCUUUCGACGGAAUUCAAAAGUGAAUUGAGCAUGCUCUCAAGGGUGGAGCAUAUGAAUCUCGUGAGGCUGUUCGGCUAUUGUGAUGGCAAGGAUGAACGGGCCCUUGUUGUGGAGUAUGUUCCCAAUGGAAAUCUUCGUGAGCACCUCGAUGUUUUGCGAGGAACAGUGCUACCUUUCGCAACCCGGAUUGAUAUUUUAGUCGACGUUGCUCACGCCUUGACAUAUCUCCAUUACUAUGCAGACGAGCCCAUCAUCCACCGCGAUGUAAAAUCGUCAAACAUUCUUUUAACACACUCGUUUCGUGCCAAAGUAGCUGAUUUCGGGUUUUCUAGAGCGGGGCCAAUGGACGUGGACGCGACUCACGUCUCGACAGAAGUGAAGGGAACUGCUGGAUAUCUUGAUACAGAGUAUCUUUACACGAAGAAGCUGACACCAAAGAGCGACGUCUACUCUUUUGGCAUUGUCAUGGUGGAAACCAUGACGGCGAGGCGUCCGAUAGAGCUCAAGCGAUCUGGCGAGGAGAGAGUAACUAUAAGAUGGGCGUGGAAGAAGUUCGAGGAGGGAAACAUCUUACAGAUACUGGAUCCAAACCUGGAGAAGCAUCCGGAGAUUGCACCCACGAUGGAAAAGCUUGCAGAGUUGGCGUUUCGGUGUGCAGCGCCAUCAAGGAAAGAGCGACCAUCCAUGCAAGAAGUAAGCCAGCAACUCACACUGAUACGAAAGGAUACCUUGGCAGUGAGUUCCAGCAGCGACAUCAGCUUCUUCACAAGCUCGGAACGCGUCGGAUCCUCUCAGCGUUCGCAGUGACGUAUAGCUUUGCGUGAAAGUUUUUCGGUGUUUGAAUCCAGGAAAGAAUACAAACGCACAGCUACAAGACUGGUGAAAUUUCACCUGUUGUUUCUAGCCCUCCCGCAAUGGCAGGAGCUUGUCUCGAGGACGAGACGACAGUGUUAUUGAUUUCGACCUUCCGCAA
Molecule: messenger RNA, 1414 nt
Organism: Selaginella moellendorffii
Lineage: Eukaryota; Viridiplantae; Streptophyta; Lycopodiopsida; Selaginellales; Selaginellaceae
Product: calmodulin-binding receptor-like cytoplasmic kinase 2
Exons: 7
Coding region: 175-1248 (357 amino acids)
Biological process (GO): protein phosphorylation
Molecular function (GO): ATP binding; protein kinase activity
Source: RefSeq, a predicted model, not a curated record